CAUACGUUAUAAAGGCGACGCAUUAACUGUGGAGUUAGGAUAAUCGCGGCGCGAUCUAUAACGUCGCGUAUCGUUUUAUUAAUCGGCGCGGGCGCAGUGGCAAAGUUCACGCGAUCCCACCAGACCGGUAACGCACCGCCGUUAGAGAGAGAGACAACAACAUGUCAAAUAAGGAAGGUCAGAGGGAGAUGGAAUGAGAGAUAGAUGUUGCGUUAGAAGUUGGCCACGCCCCCUCAGCGCUCGAAGCUCCGAAUCCACCUCCGAGAGCAUUCGUGCGCGCGCGCCGCAGCAGACACACGCCACCCGUGUUUCAUAUCAUAAAUCCUCGGAAAUGAAAUCGGCCGCGCGAUUUCAAUCCCAUCAUAUCAAAUGCCAGUGUUUUACUCAAUUUUAGAACUCAUUAAAGACACCAAGAACUGUUAAAAUGAUGUGCCAAUAGACAAUAAAUAUAACAGUGCGGUUGCAUAGACGUUUUCAGUUUGCGCUUUCAGUUAUACGUUACAUGUAAAUUGAACGGCGACAUUCCGUUUGUUUGUUUUCAUCGAAAGUGACUGGACUGUGACAUUUGAAAUCGAUAGUAUUCGUAAUUGAAGUACCGCGUAUGCGGGUCGCUUUAGUGAAAUUUUAUUGACUUAAAAAAUUGAGAGCGAAUUUUGUGAAGUGACAGUGGGAUUUUUCGGAAAACUUCGGGCUCUAAUUGUGCUCACACCAAAGAUAUUAAGCGUCGGGCACCAGCCGCUGGCGCGUCGCUCCGCCAUGGAGGUACGUUAUUCGCCUUCGUGUAUGGACACCAUGAUGAACCAAAAGUGCAAAGUGUGCGGGGAGCCAGCGGCCGGCUUCCACUUCGGCGCAUUCACAUGUGAAGGAUGCAAGUCAUUCUUCGGCCGCUCCUACAACAACUUAAACUCCAUCACGGAGUGCAAGAACAAUGGCGAGUGCGUCAUCAACAAGAAGAAUAGGACGGCGUGCAAGGCGUGCCGCCUGCGCAAGUGCCUCAUGGUGGGCAUGUCCAAGUCCGGCUCGCGGUACGGCCGCCGCUCCAACUGGUUCAAGAUCCACUGCUUGCUCCAAGAGCAGCAGCAAGCGGCGCAGUCGCAGUCGCCACCGCGAGUGCCGCCGUCACCGCACCCACUCGCGCCACCCUUCCCACCCCAUCUGUUCCCGGGACUAGCGAGACCAAGAACAAAAGAAGAGCUCGCUCUCCUCGGCUUAGACGACUAUAAGCCACCUUGCUCUGCCUCUCCAGAUUCACAUAAAAGUGGAUCAUCGCCAAAACUCGACGACAAAUCCAGAUUGUCGCAGUCGAGACCGCAAGACAGACCUCUGACGCCACCCAGAGAUACGUUCGUCCCUCUGCAAUUAGCCAACAUAGCCUCCUUGCCCCACUUCCCCCACUCGCCCUUCUUACCACCGCCACCGUUCAGCCCGUUCGCACACAAUCAUCCGUUGCUGUUCCCUCCAGGCUUCCACCCCAUCUACUCGAGACAUCUCUUAGACCAUGCGGCGCUAAGGCAAGCCGCUGAAAACAACAAUGACGUCAGAAUUGACGACCACAAUGAGAGAACUGAAUCCUCAAAGCGUUUCUUCUUAGAUGAGAUCCUUAAACAGCAGCGGUCCACCCAGCCCACUCCCCGGGAGGAGGACGUUAUAUCUGAAGCUGAGUUCGUGCCGACGCCGCCAGCAGAGAGGAGAACCUCUGAGUCUCCGCUGCAAGAGAACCCCAUGGACUUGUCGGUGAAGUCCGACGGCAGAUCGAGUUCUGCGCGACGAAGAUCAGAUGAUAGUGAAGUGAUAGUGCCGGACAAUGACGACGGCGAGUCGGGCAGCGGGGUGGGCUCGGCAAGCGAGGAGGAGGAUGUGUCCUACUCACAAAUAAAGAGGAUCAAGCUCCACCCGCUCGACCUCACCACCAAAGUGUGACGCUCGCCGCGACGCCUCGUGCCGCCUGGUGCCGUUACUGUAGACUGUUGACACGUCAGUGAAUGAAUUAAGGCCAGUAUAGAGGAAUGUGAUUUUUGUUUAAGCUCAAACACUCGGAUGUUGUUUGAUUUGUUAUCGCUUGAAAGAGUCUAUCCAAAUACGUAUAAUAAGUAAUGUUUAGGUAAUACAAUGUUAUUGGUACUUAACGAGCCCGGUAUAAGGUUAUGUACAAAGCAAAAUGUAAAUAAAUAAAUUAUUCUUUGUAUAGUGUAAGUUAGGUUACAAUAGAUAAUGAUUAUAUCACUCUCUUUGAAAAUGGAAAAGCCGGGUGUUGCAACAUUCCAUUCGACUUAAAACAACUUAUAUAUUUUUGUAUAAAUUUUUAUUAUAAUUUAUUUCUAGUAGAAUUUCAAAGUGUUGUUUGUGGUUGUAAAGUGUUAACUUCGGGUGCAUUGUGAAUCCUCUUUUAUAUUUCUAUAAGUCUUCGUAUUUCUAAACUGUAGCUAAGUUCUAUUAUUUAAUCACGACUGUCGGCUAUACUUUUGUAUCCAUUUUUGUAAAAACAUCUCUC
This is a messenger RNA of Trichoplusia ni (cabbage looper), 2491 nucleotides long. Its product is annotated as knirps-related protein-like. Gene Ontology annotation, molecular function: DNA-binding transcription factor activity; zinc ion binding; sequence-specific DNA binding. The coding region runs from base 757 to 1920 and encodes 387 amino acids. NCBI's taxonomy places the organism in Eukaryota, Metazoa, Arthropoda, Insecta, Lepidoptera, Noctuidae. The transcript has 5 exons. Gene Ontology annotation, biological process: regulation of DNA-templated transcription. The record is from RefSeq and is a predicted model, not a curated record.